Molecule: messenger RNA, 2335 nt
Organism: Macrobrachium nipponense
Lineage: Eukaryota; Metazoa; Arthropoda; Malacostraca; Decapoda; Palaemonidae
Product: beta-1,3-galactosyltransferase 4-like
Exons: 3
Coding region: 464-1666 (400 amino acids)
Cellular component (GO): Golgi membrane
Molecular function (GO): hexosyltransferase activity
Source: RefSeq, a predicted model, not a curated record
GCUCGCAUCAAUGGCGUGGUUCUACGCACAUUUCAUGCUCAGUUGUAUUUUGACUCCCGUUGUGUUAACAUUAACCUGCAUUCAGAACCUGCAGUCCCGAGUCUCCUGUUAAUCUCAUUUCUCUCCGUCUCAUUCUUAUUGUAGUGUCGUUUUAAGAAGCGUCCGUGAUGUUCCUGCGAGAGUUGACAGCAUGGGACAUCAGCAGAGCGUGCUAGACACAAAACGCAUCCAAAUUAAUUUGGGAAUGAGGAGGAGCUGACGCGAGUAUUUUGAGAGGUUCUACAAGGGGUCUCCGCUGAUCCCACGAUGUUUGUACUGAAGAUAUGGGGAUUUUCAGUCCCUCCUCAAUGAGCGUAACUGUUCAGGCAGCCUAGGCCUCAUUCGCAGGAUUAGGCCUAUAUCCGCAAAGACUUGGUUGGCAUCUUUGUUAUGAUACGCAACUCAGAAUGGCCUGGAGUGAAUAAUGAGCGCGAGACAUUCACUCAAAGAAUAUUCGCUGGCUCUUGUGACAGCUGCGGCAUUUUUGCUCCUGAUAUGCUUCACCUGGGAAGCAAAUCAGCCAUCGACACCCACUGUGGCAGUACAGUACGUCAAUGACCAACCGCCAUUAGAGGCCUACGCCAGCCUUUUCCCUAGUCAUAAAUCUUUAUUGGAUCUAGGAAGGGCUUCGUUCAUGAUAAACAGCGCGAUUUGUAAAGACGCGGAUCAGCCAGUACUUCUCCUCUACCUUGUGUUUUCACACCCAUAUCACAAGGAACUCAGGGACACUCACCGCAAGCACACGUCGCAGGAGCUGCUGAAAUCCCUGGGGUCAAGAAGAGUCUUCUUCCUAGCGGACGGCAGUCAGAAGUCUCAGGAGAAUUACCCGACGGUGCCAAUGCCCGUCGUGUUCAGUGAAAAUGCCCAACACCGAGAUCUCGUCGUGGCUGAUUUCAUUGACCAUUAUCGCAACCUAACCUACAAACACGCCAUGGCUCUGUCGUGGGCUAAACAGUUUUGUCCUCAGGCUCGUUACAUCCUUAAAAUGGAUGACGACAUCAUGGUUGAUGUCUGGGGCGUGACGAACCUACUCAGGUCAGGACUAGCUGCUGACAAUUUUGGUGUCAUCCAUAGCAGAGCAAGAGAAGUGGUUUUGAAUCACAAGGGCUCCUGGGCAGCUGGGCUGCAGCAGAGAGGUUUGCGACCACAACGAGAGAGUGGCAAGUGGAAGGUGACAACUGCAGAGUUUCCAGGGACCGUGUACCCGAAUUACCUGUCAGGUUGGGCCUAUAUCAUAACACAGCCGGCAGCUUCGGCCAUCGUGGCAGCUGCUGGCAACGACACUCCUUUCUGGAUAGACGACGUGUACAUGACAGGGAUACUGGCCGUGAAGGCGAGAGUGCAACACUACUCUCUCAACCAUCACUACACACUGACAGUCAGUUCUGUGAAGUGCUGUCUGGAAGGGAAGGACGCCUUGGCAUCUGCUUCCCUUCCGACGAGAGAAGCACCACUCUGUAACCUUCUAGUUGCUCCCUCUGGGAAAAAUGUUACACUCUUGGCCUCGUGGCUCAUUGCAGCCAGACAUUGCCACCGGGCUAACAGAUGCCCUCCACGGCAACAGCCUGGAGCUUGUCCCCCAACGAGGCCUUAUUAUGGUGUCGGCACAGUCAUACCUUUGUCGUGACGAUUCUAAGUGUCCCUUUGUCGUGGCAGUGGUACUAAGUGUCCCUACGUAAAUGUGACAUUAACUAUGAAAGCUUGCUCAAGUUUUAAAGUUAGAAUUCUACUUAGCCACUGUUCAAACUCGCUUCAUGGUUUGAGAUCUAGUGAGAAAUCGAUGUCUGUCUGGCUGUCUGGGAAUUCUGCAACUUGAUGAGAAGAAGAGUGUUCAUUGUGGGGAAUUUGCCAAAUGCAAUGAAUCUUUGCAGGAGAAAAUUUUAAAAAUGGCUACAGAUCUAAGGAAAUUGAAAGAAACUGCUAAAAAUUUGAAAGCAAACCAAGAAAUCACAAUAAGAAGGGCAGACAAAGCUGUUGCCAUUGUGCUCAUCCAGACCUCUGAAUAUUACGAGAAACUGGACCAAAUACUGGCUUAUUAUUAUUAUUAUUAUUAUUAUUAUUAUUAUUAUUAUUAUUAUUAUUAUUAUUAUUAUUAUUAUUAUUAUUAUUAUUAUUAUUAUUAUUUAUUAUUUGACAUAGAUACGAUCAUGAGGAUAACUUAGAAUUUUUGUUAUAAUAAUAAAUUUCUGAAACGUUUUAUUACAAAUUUGAGAUCAUGUUCUGUUUAAUGACUUAAAUUAGGCAAUAUAUUAUUUUAUCCACAAAUUAACGUUUCUGUAUAUGCUAGUGUAUGAAC